Punica granatum (pomegranate) is the source of this 417-nucleotide messenger RNA. The record is from RefSeq and is a predicted model, not a curated record. Lineage: Eukaryota; Viridiplantae; Streptophyta; Magnoliopsida; Myrtales; Lythraceae.
AUGAGCUCCAUGAGAUCACCGUCAUCUCUUUCGACCACUCUCUUCCUCUCCAUCAACCUCCUCUUGUUUGCCCUAGCAAGCGGCUGCACCACUUGCCUUCAGCUCAAAGCGAUCCCGAACCCCUUCACCAACAACCCUUCUUCUUCUUCUUCCAAGAAAAGCUGCCCCAGGGAUACCCUAAAGCUAGGGGUGUGCGCUAAGGUCCUGAACGGACCAGUGAAUGCUGUGAUCGGGAGCCCACCCGACACCCCCUGCUGCUCUCUCCUCGGGGGGCUGGUCGAUCUCGAAGCUGCCCUCUGCCUCUGCACCGCCAUUAAGGCCAACAUCCUCGGAAUCGACCUUAACAUUCCCGUCUCACUUAGCUUGCUGGUCAACACUUGUGGAAAGAAGCUGCCUUCGGACUUCCAGUGCGCCUAA